Molecule: messenger RNA, 1440 nt
Organism: Monoraphidium neglectum
Lineage: Eukaryota; Viridiplantae; Chlorophyta; Chlorophyceae; Sphaeropleales; Selenastraceae
Exons: 6
Coding region: 1-1440 (479 amino acids)
Source: RefSeq, a predicted model, not a curated record
AUGACAUGCAGGAGCCACCUGCCAGGCGGCGUGAGGGAGUGCUUCAAAGUGCUACGCGGCCUGCUGGCCGAAAAUUACGAGCUGGGAGACCUGCCUGAUGACCCCUCGCCGCCCGCUGUCGAGGGCGCGCCAGGGGCGGAGGCGGCGACGCCCUCUGCUGCCGGGCCCUCGCCGGCAGCCGCAGCGCCGCCCCCCGCCCCCGGUCGCCUGGGCCUUGCCGGUAUGCUGGCCUAUCGCAGCCUGGUGGCGCGCCUGCUGCGCCUCCACGACCCGGGGGCGGCGGCCAAGGCCCUGGCGGCCGUCCUCACCGUCGCCACAACAGCCGCCCUCGCGGCCGCGCUGCGGCCGGCACAGGAGUGGUGCCUCGGCGGCGGCGGCGGCACCGGCGGCGGCAGCGGAGGUUUCCUGCGCCAUGCAGCGUGCUGGCCAGUGGAGAGGGGGCUGGUGCUGUUGCCAGAGAACGCUGGGCAGGUGGUCGCCGCGCUGGCGCUGGUGGCGCUGUCCGCUCGGCUGCUGGCGGCGAGCGCUGAGGUGGCAGAUAUAUGCCUCAGGGAGGCGUCACUGGCCGCGACCCGCCGCGCGACCGGGCGUGCGCGCGCCGUGGUCGCGGCCGCGGCCAGGGCCGACGCGGCGCGCGCCGCGUAUGAAGAGGCGGCGGCCGCGGCCGCGGCGGUCGCUUCAGCGAUCGAUUCGCGCGCGCUGCGGGUCGUGCGGCUGCCGCCCGGCAGCGGCGCGGGGCUGCGGCGGCUGGAGCGGGAGGCGAGAGAGGCACAGGAGGAGGCCCAGCGGCAGUCCACGUCCUUCUCCGCCGCUCAGACCGGGCCUCCCGGGGGCGCACCCGCUGGCGCACCACACCACCCGCAGCCCGCCCCCUCGCCCGCCGCCUCCGCGCCGCGGCCGACCGCAGGCGGGGCGGGGCUGCUGCCGUCGGCGCCGCCGCAGCAGGGCGGGGCGGGGCCGCUGGGUGCGGUGGUGGCGGGGCUCGAGCUGCUGCGCGGCACACCGAUAGGGGAGGAUUUGGCAGCUCUUUGGGACGGCCUGCUCAUCACCGGCCGCGGGGCGCUGCUGGGGCCGUGGGCGCCGCAGCCCGGCGGCGCGGCUGGCGGCGGGGAGGACGGCGCUGAUGUGGCGCUCUCCGAGGUGUUUGAGCACGAGCGGGUGCAGCCUUUUCGCGGGUGGGGCCACUCCUGGCCGGGCCACUUCCUGCCCAGCGACCGCGUUGGCCACUGGGGGGACCGCUGGGGACGGGCGGGGGGGCGGGACGGCAUGCGAUUUGAGGACGUCGUGCCGCGGCUGCCUGCCGGCUGGGAGUGGGCGGAGGACGAGUGGCACGUGGACAUGACCGGUGCUGAGGAGGACCGGGUGGAUGCUGAGGGCUGGAGCUACACAACAGACUUCAGGUCGUUCAUGCAUGCGGCGCCUGGUACCGCACUGGGCUAA